Brassica rapa (field mustard) is the source of this 1390-nucleotide messenger RNA. RefSeq lists its product as uncharacterized. The record is from RefSeq and is a predicted model, not a curated record. Lineage: Eukaryota; Viridiplantae; Streptophyta; Magnoliopsida; Brassicales; Brassicaceae. Gene Ontology annotation, cellular component: membrane.
ACACGACAAAGGGUUUCGACUUUCAUCUUCAAAAGUCAACGAACUAAUAAAAAUCCCGACAAAGAUCUUUCCUUUUUAACUUCUAACUUCGUUGUAAUUCUCUGAAGAACUCUCAGCUUCUUCGAUUCGCUGAGACUUGAGAGGAUGCAGCAGUGAAGAGAAUCUCAUCUCAAUUACAAGAACCAAAAAACGGACUCUAUGGCUGCUGCUGAUACAACAGCCUUAAGUUACUGGUUGAACUGGAGGGUCCUCCUCUGUGCAUUAAUCAUCUUAGCUCCGUUAGUAUUAGCAUCAAUCCUGAUCCGGAGAUACGAAGGCAAGAGAAGAGAAGGAGUAUCCUCCGCUGGGACGUUGUUCAAACACGAAGCUUGGAGCACGUGUCUUAAAACAGUCCACCCUCGUUGGUUGCUUUCCUUUAGAGUAUUCUCGUUUGUCGCAAUGCUGUCUCUACUCAUCGCCAAUGUUGUUAUCCAUGGAGGCGGCGUGUUUUACUUCUAUACUCAGUGGACGUUUACUCUUGUCACACUCUACUUUGGGUAUGGUUCGUUGUUAUCUAUUUACGGAUGUUACAUCUACAAUGAAGAAGAGAGUUAUACUUAUACAAGUAUAGAUGAUGCAGAACAAGGCACUUAUAGACCACCGUUCACCCUUGAAGAGGCAACAAACAACUCAAAACCUUGUAGUACACAUUCAGAAGCAGCGGGGUUUUGGGUUUACAUCUUUCAAGUCCUGUUCCAAACUUGUGCUGGGGCUGUUGUGCUAACAGAUAUUGUGUUUUGGGGAUUAAUCUACCCGUUUACCAAAGGUUACAGACUCAGUUUUCUCCAUGUUUGUAUGCAUUCUCUCAACGCAGUUUUUCUCCUCGGUGACACAUGUCUCAACUCUUUGCGGUUCCCGCUGUUUAGGAUCUCUUACUUUGCAUUUUGGAGCUGCAUUUUCGUCGCUUACCAAUGGAUAAUCCAUGCUUUCAUGAACUUACGGUGGCCAUACCAAUUUCUUGAUCUGUCGUCACCGUAUGCACCCUUAUGGUACUUGUGGCAGGGAUGCAUAUACCGUGCUUCGCCGUCUUUGCUUUGAUCAUAAAGCUGAAGAACUCUUUGCUAGAGCGUCACAGCGCGUGAUAUGUUUGGGUUCCCUCUUCUAUCUGUUGAGACACAUGAGGACUCCAUGGCCAAAUUCAAACACAAAGCCAGAGAAACUCAAACCAGAAGAUAGAGUAAGCCCAAGGUAUCUCAAGUUUACAACAAGAGUCCAAAUAACAUUAUAGUCAGGAUGACAAGUGUCUCAAAUCAAUUAUAUAUUUUUUUUGUUUAAAUAUUUUACUCUUGGAUGUAGUACCCUUGUUGUAAAGAUAGCUUCACAAAACUAAUAAUAACAACUUGAAAACUAA